This is a messenger RNA of Lepisosteus oculatus (spotted gar), 6046 nucleotides long. Lineage: Eukaryota; Metazoa; Chordata; Actinopteri; Semionotiformes; Lepisosteidae. The record is from RefSeq and is a predicted model, not a curated record.
UUGUAAAACGGUGCUGACGAACUAGAGACACGCAAAAUGACACUGAGCUUUGCGAUGUGAGAAGCCUCGCUGAUAACCAAUGCAUGGAACAGAAAAGCGAAACCGCUCUUCUGCGCUGUGCGCUGCAGAAGCGUGACAACGGGGUGUCUGCAUGGAAGUGCACAGCUAGGAAACGGGGAUGACAGGUCAGCCAAUCAGCUGAUUGAAGAGGGUGGUCUGGCACUUAGCUAACAGCAGCUACGUCCCCAGGUGAGGUCGUUGUGCACGACAUGGAGACAGCCGUGUGAAGGCCCUCUAUCAUGGCCAGGCGCUGGAGGGAGCUAGUGGCCGUGCAGGGGACAGGAGCGCACCAGCCGUCAUGUGGCAGCCUGGCCCGCAGUGCUGGGAGACGCUGUUCAGGACCCAGAGUGGACACUGACACCCGCAGGUGCCGCCCCAGCCCCACCGCGCUCUCCACUAUAGCUCUCCUCACAGCUGUGCCUCCGAGCCCGGACAAGUCGACCCCCAGUGAGACUGUCGGCCAGUUCCUGCGUGACUUACGACCGUGUUUUCAGAGCCAAGCUCUUCACAGAGCUGCUGCUAACAGCCACCGAUUUACUGUCCGGCUGGAGGGGUCCGGCCUCUUUUGAGAACUGUUUUGCAAGUAGACAUGAGCUUCAGCCGAACCAGUGGGGCUGUUGGACCCGGGUCAGUCUGAGCAGGUCCCCCCCGCUCCGUCUCGGUCCGGAAGUUCUCCGGCGCUGAGGGCCAUGGCUGAAUCGUUCGACUCGCCGCGCAGGGACAUGACUAACGGCGCCACACACGCGGGGGCCCGCCACCUGCUGAGGAGGCAGCAGCGGCAGCACAACGGGCAGGCCAGGGGCCUCCGCUCGCCCUCGCCCAUGGGCAGGGUCAUCCUCAUCAACUCCCCCGUCGACGGUGGAGACGACAGCGAGGACAUCCACACCAUCACGGUGGACAAGAGCGCCGAUGGCAGGCUGGGCUUCAGUGUGCGUGGAGGCUCGGAGCACGGCCUGGGAAUCUUCGUCAGUAAAGUGGAGGACAACAGCUCAGCGGAGCAGGCUGGGCUGUGCGUGGGAGACAAGAUCAUGGAGGUCAACGGGGUUAACCUGGAGAGCAUCACCAUGAGCAGUGCGGUCAAGGUCCUGACGGGCAACAACCGCCUGCGCAUGGUCGUGAGGCGUGUGGGAAAAGUGCCUGGCAUCCGCUUCUCUAAGGAGAAGACCACCUGGGUCGACCUGAUCCACCGCCGAAUGGUGGUGGAAGAGAGCGGCCGCACGCCCUCCGAGGCCAGCUCGGACGGAGCCUUGCGGCGGAUCGUGCACCUCUACACCACCUCUGAUGACUACUGCCUGGGCUUCAACAUCCGGGGUGGCAAGGAGUUCGGCCUCGGGAUCUACGUCUCCAAGCUGGAUCCGGGAGGCCUGGCAGAACAAAAUGGGAUUAAAAUGGGGGAUCAGAUUUUGGCCGCCAAUGGGGUCAGCUUUGAAGACAUCAGCCACAGCAGCGCAGUGGAGGUGUUGAAGAGCCACACCCACAUCAUGCUGACCAUCAAGGAAGCUGGGAGGUAUCCUGCUUACAAGGAGAUGGUGGCAGAAUACAGCUGGCUCAAUAAGUUGGCCAGCGGGCCCCUGCAGUCCUCUUCCCAGGGCUCGGACACCAACUCCUCUGCCUCCUCCUUCUCGUCCGGCACUCCCCUAAGCUCCCUGAGCGGCCUGUCCCAGGUCAUGUUUCCCUCCAGCCUCCCACAGUUCGGCUCGGAGAUGGUGGACGUGUGCAUCUCCACCGAGGACUCCCGGCGGCCCAGCUGCUCCGAGCGCACAGAGAUGGCCAUUCAGACUGACCUGCAGCUGCCGCCCAACAGCACCCUGGAGCCCGAGGCCCUGGCGAGGCCGGGAAAGAUCGUCACCACGGAGACCAGCCGAACCCUGGGGGCCACGGUGCUGUUGAGGGACACGGCCAUCCGGAACGAGGGCACAGAUGAGGUCCCGUCCCGGGACCGGACUUUGUCCACGGGGGACCUGGCUGAUGAGCAGCUGGAAUCUCCGAAAACGGCUGUGCUGCUGGCACUCAGCAGGCCCCGCCGCCCCAUCCGGAGGUCCCAGAGCCACGUCACUGUGCUGGAGGACAAGAAGAAGAAGAAGACGGUGAAGCUGGGCGGGGAGGGGACCGGCCUGCAGCGCUCCAAGACCUUCGUCAGCCUGCUGUUCAAGAGCGGCCGCAAGAGGGAUGCCUCCCGGGACAAGAAGGAGGGGGCGGCAGGAGAGGGACGGAGCCGCUCUAAAUCUCCGGCUCGCUCUGAGUCGGACAGAGAUAAGGAGCGCGGGCGGCUCUUUAGCCUGUUCAGCUCCCCAAAGGAGUCUGUGGCCGCCCUGCGUGAGCAGACCCCCCUGCCCCACUCCGAGGCGCUGGCCCUAGUAGAAGACAUGGCCAGGAAGCUGCUGAAUGAAGACGAGGUCACUGCAAUCAUGAGGCACUGCCAGAGGGUGAGCACCCUGCACCCUGCACCCUGCACCCUGCACCCUGCACCCUGCACCCUGCACCCUGCACCCUGCACCCUGCACCCUGCACCCUGCACCCUGCACCCGAAUAAGGAGCGCGGGCGGCUCUUUAGCCUGUUCAGCUCCCCAAAGGAGUCUGUGGCCGCCCUGCGUGAGCAGACCCCCCUGCCCCACUCCGAGGCGCUGGCCCUAGUAGAAGACAUGGCCAGGAAGCUGCUGAAUGAAGACGAGGUCACUGCAAUCAUGAGGCACUGCCAGAGGUUUGUGUCGGACCACGUGGUUGAGGACCUAGUCCGCCCCCUGCUGGCUAUUCUGGACCGGCCUGAGAAAUUGCUGCUGCUCCGGGAGAUCAGAACACUGAUUCCCCCUACGGACCUUGGCAGGUUUGACAGCAUGGUCAUGCCUUUCGAACUGGAAGCCUAUGACAUUUUAAAGAGCCGAUCUGAUUACAGGGGAGGGUUCCAGCUCAAGCCGGUGCAGGACUUCGAGAAGGACAGGCAGCUGAUGGCGGAGAUAGAGAAGCUGCGGCUCUCUGGGCUACAGGAUAUCCGACAGCUCCCCUCCAGGACUCUGACCCCUCUCCAGGACGUGCAAGUGGACAGCUACUCCGCAGAGGCCCUUAAACCCCUCCCAGCCAGCCCCAUGCGCUCCAAUUGGUUGCUGGCUGAGACCCAGCGCUCAGAAACAGACGCCCCUCUGAGGAGGGACAAUCCUGGUACGGUCCGCUCUGUCCACUAUGAUGAGGUGUCGUUGCACUCCACGGCUGACAGGGGCCAUACCACUUCAGAAAGGGGGAGAUCUCCCUUCCGAAACGGCCAGGCAAAAGCCAGGAAGGAGAAAGCAGAGAAAAGCAAGGACUCCCUGUACACUGUGAUCAACGCCCCCCGCAGAUCCAGGCCGAUGCUGUCGGAGAUCUUUGGAGGCACAGGAGGAGAAGGGUCUCCCGGCAGUGCUAAUCUCCGGGACCUCAGUUCUGACAGGGGCUCAACAGCACCCCCUACAGUAAGGGCGGGAAGGGGGCAGGUGAAUGGACACUCGCAGAAUGGCUUAAGCGGCAGCCCAGCCAGCGCACCAGUGGAGGAAUAUGAACUAACCACUGUCACCAUCUCAAAAACCAAGCAGUCCCUGGGAAUCAGCAUCUCAGGAGGGAUGGAAUCCAAGGUGCAGCCGGUGGUGAAGAUCGAGAAGAUAUUUCCUGGCGGAGCAGCCUCCAGCAGUGCCACACUGAAGGCUGGCUACGAGCUGGUGUCAGUGGAUGGGGAGAGCCUGCAGGGAGUCACUCAUCAACAUGCUGUGGACACCAUCCGCCGCGCCUUCAGCAACAAGGCCACUGACCCCAUGGUGUUCGUGGUGAAAGUGCCCAAGAGCUCCAGAGACUGACUCCCUGGCUCGACACAGCAGGCGCAGGCUGGGUAGGAGAUCCUCCACAGCUCCCCCUAGAGUUCAGAGGAGGAUCUGUGAUACUAUCAGCCGUACGAAGAGAAGGCAUGGAAAUGCCAGAAGGCUGAGGCACCAGCACUAAAGCAGCUGAACAGAAUUCAGAGACUUUGAACUGUGAAAAAGCUGCUUCUCUUUGUCUCGGGCUAGGACUCAGCUCACAAACAGAACUGCCUCCAGUUAAUGUUUCUGAGAAACAGCUCCUCUAGUGUUAUGGAAAUUCCAUCACGUGUAGAAAUCUGUUCAAACACAGGCAGGAAUAGUUGAUAAAUUGCAGCAGCAGCACCCAUUCCACUUUCAGAAGUAAAGAGGACUGCUAUUCCUUCUUAGCAAUAAUUAUGUUGGGUUCAGUUUGGAAAAUUCUGAUUCUAUACUUGCUGUGGUUCAGGACUCCAGAGGACAGUGGAAAGAAUGGCACUAUCAGAGCAGCUCUGAUGGCUUUACCACCUACUGUACAUUCCAAGACAGCUUAUCCUGCUGUUUUGGAAAAAAAUCUCAGCUAUUGUCACUUCCUUCAGCAGCCUAUUGUACUGUAAACACUUCUCUUUCCUGGAUAAAAUCUGUAUAAUUACUAAGCUUACCAGGGUUGCUCCACUUUUUAAGGACAAGGAAAGCAGCUAUUAAGGGUUUUGGGAAUGGCUGCAUGUCCUCAGUGUAACACAGUGUUAACUUACACUGUCCUAGAUGAGAGAUGCCCACUUUUCCCACUGUGCAGGAGACAUGCAGUGGGAGUUGAGUGGUGGACGCGUCACUGGUUUUUAAUACUGGUCUGGUUUCUGCAAUGUCAAACCUCCUGGUGUCAGGCAGGGUCUUAGAUCUGUCUGUGUGGCAACAGCUCAGUGUCCUUGCAGCACAGACUGGUGCUGAAAAUAACCAGAGAAAGACUUGUAGAACUACUGGGCUCACACACCUUAAAGCUACACUGCAGCAGAAAAGAAAAGUAAAACAGGAGGGUGGUGCUGUUUCAGAGGGCAAAAAAUGAAAUAUAAUAGCAAGAUCUUGUAGUCCACAAAAAAAUAUGGCAAUUACAGUAGGUUAAUGACGAUUAAGGUUAAUGUGAAACGAAAGAAAAAAUUGUAUAAGAAAAACUUAAAUCAAGCAUAGCAUCUAUACCAAAGUAACUAUGCUAAAAGCAGUAAACGUCAAUAAACCAUUACCUACAUGUACAGUACAGACUGGGUUGUGUAUGUACAGUAUAUUACCAGUGUUAGCUGCAAAUAGUAAGCAGCUGAAGGUGUAAAAGGGUUUUCCCUUGGAAACACUAACAAUCAGUAACGCAGAACCGGACACUGGCAGCUGUCCAGUGCUGACCUUUGAACAGUGAUAGGCUCCUAGCACAGGCCUGUUCUGCUCUGCAAAGAAUUGGAUAAGGUGUGUGCAUAUCUGAACACCGACAGUUUGGAUGUUCACUGUAAAUACGCUCUUAUACACCUGCAGCAAGUGCCUUGUGUUCAUACAACUUUGCAAUAGCAAAUGGCAAACAUUUAACAGCCCGUGGUAGACCCUGUGUGUCAUUCAAAUUCCAAUAAAAACACAAUAUUGACAAUUUUUUUCCUUGCUGUGGCUGAAUGCUCAAAUCUGUGCUGUCCUCACAUGCAGUGGUUCUGAAUUGCAUGAACAGAGAUCCACCAGUCUUAUUUUUUUUGUACCUCCUGUGGCUCUGUCACUCAACACCACUGCAGUGCUGGAGGAUAAUUAAUGUAUACUAGGGGAACUAGACAAAGUGUGUUUGCUCCGUGGUGAGUUUACAGAUUUAAACUCUUGAUGGCUUUGAAUUAUCCCUAGUGCAGAACAGACACAGACUGAGACUCACAGACGAGACGUGACUGGUUCAGGGCAGGGCUACUGUAUGUGGUUAGCUGACUGGUGGGUCGGCUGGAGUCAGCCUGGGUACCCCAGCUCACCGCGUAAUGGUGACCCCCUGGUGUUUACCGCUUGCCCAGGUGAUGCCAACUCUGCGUUGGGCAUUGAGGGCUGGACAGCAGGCACGUCCCUGUGCUGGUGCAGAGGUGUGCAACGGCGAGCUUAGAGGCGAGGGUAAUAGAAUUGUCAGCAGCCAUAUCAACCCUGCAACUCACAACUGGCAGCCCACUGAAGCUCAGCAGGUG